This is a messenger RNA of Marchantia polymorpha subsp. ruderalis, 2898 nucleotides long. The record is from the annotation of a GenBank genome assembly. NCBI's taxonomy places the organism in Eukaryota, Viridiplantae, Streptophyta, Marchantiopsida, Marchantiales, Marchantiaceae.
CCUGUGCUUCAUAAUACACCAACGGGUGACUGCAAACAGAUCGAUUUUACGAGGAAUUUCGAACGUCGAAUAUACCAAAGCUGGAUUUCGUAAUUCAAAUAGGUCUUCUAGCCUUUCAUGCCCGGGCAGGAAUGCAGUUUGACGUGUUCAGUGUAGUCCGGCCUCAGGGAUGGUAACGUUCGAUGCGAUCGGAAGGUAGUUCAGCGAGUUCAUGCGGUCAUCGAUUUCACGGGGAUAGCAGAGUAGGAACGCAGUGUCGCGAAUGCAUAUCUAUUUCUACGUCAGCGUUUCGUCUGUUCGCCGUGGCUUGUAAAUCAGCACGCCACUCGUCUUAUGGAAUCAAGGGGCGCAUCGGCUCACAACCCUGAGGUAAACGUUGGUCGUCGUGUGUCGGUGCAAAGGCUUAAUUUCUGGUAAUUGUAUGUCGAACGAAGUCCGUCUUUUCUCGCGCUUCGGUGUGUAUCCCGGGAACCAUCGAUGAGCCAUCCCCCGGCAAUCCCCGAGUUUCCAGAGUUUCCCCGACGAAGAACAGAUUCUCGAGUCGUAAGAACGAGCACAGGACGCCAUUGCAAACUCCCUCACGAAUCGCUGGGACAUUCGUGGCAAGCAUCAGCAUCAUAGUCGGCGGAACAGACUCCCUCUCGCGAGUUCGACCGGCCAUAAGCGAGAACACUGGGCUUCUUCUCCUGCACCGAUCGCAGAAACCACCGGCCCGUCCGUCCGUCCGUCCGUCCGUCGAAAGAGUCUCCGGCACUAGUUUCCGCACUUCGCGAAGUCAAAGCGUGAGCGUUACGUCGAGCGUCGUCGUUGUCGCAGCUCUGGACACGAACGAGUUUGGCUCGUCCGCGUACUGUACUUACGGCCUUGCUUGGUUCAUGAACGUGCGUCUGUCGUAGUCGCGGUCGCGGUCGCGGUCGGAGGGCCGGAAAAGUUAGGGCAGUAGCUGUCCGUGGUCCUCUUUCUCUCGACGAAGUGGGACCUGCAGGAAUGAGCAGUGAGUGCGACGGAGUGUGGCAGACGAGCGAUGCCGAGCCAGGAAGCUCUGAUCGAGGAGUCCGAGAGUGGGACGAGAUUUUGGGCCUCGCCACGUUGAAAUUGGAUGCGCAUGUUGAGGGUGCACAGCGGCCAUCGGCACCAGGUGAAGAAGGCUGUGCGGCUGGAGCUGGAGCUGAGGCUGGAGCGGAUUGCGGUGGGAUGUGUGCAUGCAGGAUGAAGCAGGAGAGAGAGCUUCGACAGCACGAUGGUCGGGGCAAACGACAGCAGCCCUCUCGGGUGCCAGGACCUGCCCAGCCUUCCUCUCAGGAACGAAGCGGUCGCGGUCGGAGGGCGGGAAAAGUUAGGGCAGUAGCUGUCCGGGAUCCUCUUUCUCUCGAGGAAGUGGGACCUGCUGGCAUGAGCAGUACGUGCGACGGAGUGUCGCACUGUGUGGCCGGACUCGAGACGAGCGAUGCCGAGCGAGCAAGGUCUGAUCGAGGAGUCCGAUCGGGCUUAGCCACGUUGAAAUUGGAUCCGCAUCCUGAGGGCGCACAGCGGCCAUCGGCACCAGGUGAAGAAGGCUGUGCUGCUGGAGCUGAGGCUGGAACGUGGCCCGAGCAAGCGGAUUCCGGUGCAUGCAGGAUGAAGCACGAGAGAAAGCUUCGACACCAUGAUGGUGGGGGCAAACGACAUCAGCCCUCUCGGGUGCCAGGACCUGCCCAGCCUUCCUCUCAGGAACGAAGCGGCUGGGAUGAGGAAAUUCCGCCCGAACCAUCAUCAUUCCUUCCUCGGCGACGCGAGCCGCCGAUCGAAUCUGACUAUCCAAGCCUUGACCUAGCAGGGGACGUGGAUGCCGGUUAUUACGAUCAAGAAUUGUCAAUUUUGGGAACUCCAGUCGUUGUGCGAGUGGCUUACACUGCGAAAGGUGUCGAUGAUUGGAUCGACGCCUGCGCUUCCAGCGAACGCGUCUUUGGAUUCGAUAUAGAAUGGCGUCCCAACUUUCACAAGGGGCAAGAUAAUCUUGCCGCACUAUGUCAGCUCUCGACUGCAAACCGUUGUUUGAUAGUGCAGCUUUUAUACCUGGACUUUAUUUCUGACAAACUCAAAGCUCUUCUUCUCGAUCCGAGCAAGAAGUUGGCUGGUGUGGGAGUGAAACAGGAUAUUAGGAAGCUCUGUGACGAUUACGGAUUGAAGUGUCGUGGUGAGGUGGAUCUGUGUACAUACGCAGUCAAAAUUUGCAACGAUCCGAAAUUGAAAGGGGCUGGCCUAGCAGCUCUUUGUGGUUCUGUGCUAGGAAUCGCUUACAAAAAAGAACGGAAGGUUACUAUGAGUAAUUGGGCAGUGCAGGGUUUGAGCCUCGGUCAAAUUUUCUAUGCCGCCACAGACGCAUGGAUUGCAUAUUCGUUGCUUACCACUUUGGAGGCCAGGCAACAACAGCACGCUCUUGAAGGACAACCAAGGGCAGAUACGAAAUCUACAGCAGUAGGAGGGAAAUUGUGAGAAUGAUGGUGACAAAUGAAGGUGAUGACACCAAAAGCUUCUUCCCUCAACGCGAACCUGCGCUAAGAGUUUCGGCAAUGCUGGAGAUUCGGUCACGUACAGUCCAGCGUCCAGCUCGUUGCCAUAGAUCUACGACUCCAAGAAGCUUAUCCUUACCAUUGAAAUGGCCCGGGUGCCUUGAAAGCAAAUGGAUGUACUCAAUCUGUGCUUAGAAGUCUGUGUAGUCAAGCUUAACAUACAGCAGGAAGACUCCAAGCAGAAAGCGCUACUGCUUUCGUUAUCUUUUGGUGCAUGGGCGCCAUCAUUGUAAAUCGCGUGAUAAGACGAUGUAUAUAAAUAAUUUGUACAGUAAUGUUCAAACUUUGUACAGAAGACUACAGUACAACGCUGUAAUUGCCAAUGAGAACUUGAACGAUGCCCUGG